GUAUUUCAUUGAAAUAUACGCAUCACAACACGUAUGUGUCGCCAAAAUCUACAUUUAGAGGUCCGUGGUUUCACUGCAGGCGCCAAAGGUCAUACCAUACAGCAAAGGGAUAAGGAGCUACACCUAGCUCGGUCUCUCGUUUUUGGAAUUAGAACUGUAUACGAUGGAAGACGCACAGACAAACGGAAUGGCGAGAGAAAAUGGUCAAGAUAUAGUUCUGUCUGAGUCGAGAACGAGGUUUAAUGAGCACAAGGGUAUUGUCUUGCCUUCUCAUGCUCUGCCAGAGGUGAUCGAAGACCUCCAGUCGUUCAAAUUUCGACCAGACGAUAUAUUGGUCGUGACGUCUCCAAAAUCAGGAACACAUUGGGUCUUUGAGACCGUAGCUCUCAUCAUGGCGGAUGGAGUUUGGGAGAACGUGAAACGAGAUACGCUGAAGAAUCAUCUCGAGUUUGUUAUCCUCAACAAAGAUGCGUUUGAUGAAAGUAAACCCAUGACCAUGUUCUAUAAGCAGUUGGAUAAGAUGCCCUCCCCGAGGAUCAUGUUCACUCAUCUUCCACUCGAGCUCUUACCACCGGGUGUCUUUGAAGCCAAUGCCAAGAUUAUCUACAGUGCUAGAAACCCCAAGGACGUAUUAGCAUCUCUGUAUAGGUUCAUCGGUAAGACGCCAGAGGCCCUGUUUGUAACAUGGGAAAUACUGUAUUCUACAAUCUUCACCGAUCAAUUCUUUUACGGUGCCUGGGAUCGACACGUCCUGUCGUACUGGAAACUGAGAAAUGACAAAAAUGUUCUCUUCUUGAAAUAUGAGGACAUGAAAAAGAAUCCCACGAAGAUUGUCGCUCAAAUUGCCGAGUUCAUCAACCACCCAAUCUCAGACGAUGUCCGAGACGUGAUCGUCGAGAAGACUUCGUUGGAUAAGAUAAAGAAAGAGAUGAAGAGACUGGAAGAAACUUUAGAAGAUGGUUACAUGUUCAGCAAGGCUUACGGGACAUUGAACUAUUUUCAGAAAGGUGUAAUUGGUGAUUGGAAGAAUUAUUUUACGGUGGCUCAAAACGAACAAUUUGACAAGGAAUUGGAGGAGAGGCUUGGAGAAAGUGGACUUGAAUUUGACUACGAAUAAUCUUCUCAGCUUGGUCAUCCCACGAUCUACUCAACCAUGGACCUAGGUCUAUGACUCAACCGAUUGUCAUGUACAGCAGAAAGUCAGAUACACUGCAAAAACUGCGGUGUUGAUUUAACACUAGCCCGGAAUCUAUAUAUGUCCACACCAGAGAAAUGUUAAACAACACCAGUUUCGUUUUGGUCUAACACCAGAAAGGUGUGUAUACAACGCCAAUUAGUAUUAGAACAGCAUCGGUUUGAUUCCAAACUGGUGUUGUUUCAAAACUUUUCUGGUGUGGGCACGAUUCCGGGCUGGUGUUAAAUAAACACCGCAGUUUUUGCAGUGUGUAUUCUGGGAACCCUGAAAAUAAAUAUACAUGUAUUCUGCUUUAGUACAAGUCACGUGGUUGGGCUGAUUAUCAUUUCAUUUCAUUUCAUUUAUUGGUUUAUGCAACACUUUUUCAUAAACACAUGAACAAAGAAAAUACAAUAAUAAUAUACGUAUAACUGACAAGCAAAACAUUGAACAUAAUUGCAUUUUCUAUUAAUACAUAUCGAUUUUUAGAAGGUUGCAGGGGUUGCCACUAUAAGCUAAGCUUGACUGCGUGGCAACCCCAUGUCGGCUUUAAUCACUAAAGUAUAUGCUCGUAGUCAUAGGCUGUGUAAUUCGUGAUUCGUGAACUUUAAUUGUUUAACUCUUGCAUAUACUCUUCGUAGACUACUUGAUGGUUGGUUUUAUUAAACACUAAUCACCAAGUGUGUUAAUUGUAAAAGAAAGAUUGACAAAUAUAUCUCCUUAAAAUGGAAAUUCACGAAAUGCAAGCAAAAACACUUUUUAUUUUUUUGUGCGUUUUAUCAUUUUGUCUUUUCUUCUAUAGGCCUACCUCGUUUUAGAAAAUAGCUUUGCAAGAAGUAUUUUUAUAUCGUACAUUAUGACAAAUUUAUAUUUUUCUAUUAUCAAAAUUAAUAUAACCGUAUGCACCUUACAAGCCGUCAUUUAUGUAUUCAUGUGCUUGAAUUGAUUUCCGUUACGUGUAUUUUAUGUUUAGUACUUGAUAGUGAUAUUGUAUUUAUCAAUAAUUAUUGCACAUAUUUUAUGAUUUUGUGAUUUGUUGUACAUGUACAUAAUUAUAUAAUUAAUGUUACUUUCAUUAUGGAAAUAAAUAACAUUGAUUGGAAUUAAAAUGGAAGGCAAGCUAUUCUUUAUUCUAUUACUUUGACUUAAUUAAGUAAGAAGAGAAAAUUUAGCUAGCCCACAUUUUCCAUGUUUUAAAAUGCAUUUGCUUGGAAAUGACAAUUGAUAAUGCUUAUAUUGAUAUGGAGAUAUAGGGCAGCCUUGAAAAAUACCUCGUUGCAUCGAAAUGCGAUUAGUCAAAAAGCCAUUAUUUAGUACAUAAGAAGUACGUUCCUUAUAAAGAGUCUUUAUCCAAGAUAAAAAUUUGUCACCAAAGUUGAACUGUUUUAAAGUCUGAAAAAGGAAAUUAUGAUUUACACUGUCAAAAGCCUUUUCAACAUCAAGUAAUAGUAUAGCUCCUGGUAUAUUAUUUGCUUCAGUGUACUCUAUGAUAUCAAAUAUUAAACGUACAUUAUGACUUAUGUUUCUACCUCUUAAAAAAGCAGAUUGAUCAGUAUGAAUAAGACAAUUAAUAAAACAUUAAAUACGUUCUGCCAGACAUUUUGCCAAUAUUUUAUAGUCAACCGUCAAAAGUGUAAUAGGCCGGUAGUUUUUAAUCAAAAGGUCAUCCCUGUUUUUUUUCGGAAGGAGGGUUAUAAUACCAUUUCUUUGUGACAACGACAUCAUCCCACUUCGUAUAGAAAAAUUAAAAGAAUCUAACAACAUAUCACAAAUAUCCGGCCAAAACACUACGUAAAAUUCAAUAGGAAGACCAUCAAAGCCAGGGGUUUUGUUGGUUUUCAUAGAUUUAAUGACAUCAACUAUCUCUUGUUUUGAGAGUGGUUUUUCUAAUAAUCCCUUUUCACUAUCUGUUAAUUCAGGAAUAGUUAUCUUAUUAAAUAGAUCUUGGAAAUUAUGGUCUGAGCUAUUCUGAUGUUGGGAAUUACUAUACAAGUUUUCAUAAAAGUCAUGAAUUUCUUUCAAUAUCUUAUCUGGGUCAGAAGACAACUUUCCUUCUCCAUCCUUGAUUGUACUGCCAAGAUCUAUUUUCUAAAUUAC
Molecule: messenger RNA, 3271 nt
Organism: Lytechinus pictus (painted urchin)
Lineage: Eukaryota; Metazoa; Echinodermata; Echinoidea; Temnopleuroida; Toxopneustidae
Product: sulfotransferase 1B1-like
Exons: 6
Coding region: 164-1117 (317 amino acids)
Biological process (GO): sulfation
Cellular component (GO): cytoplasm
Molecular function (GO): sulfotransferase activity
Source: RefSeq, a predicted model, not a curated record